CAGCUCACGCAGCGCAAACCUCCUCUGUGUCACUGACAGGGAAGUCUACAGCCUAAACCGAGACAACAAGCAGCGUUAACGGGAGAGGAUACUGUUGCACCGACGUUUGCCGGGAGUCGCUGCACACAGCCUCCUCUGCUCAUCCGUCACCUAGAGGGGAAGCUCCGUCCUCGGCCACAGGCUCCAGGAAACCAGCCCUCUUUCGGGCCACCAUGGAUGAGACAGAUGUGGAACAGGUGACCCUGGCGCUACUAGAUGCAGCCACUGAUAAAGACGCUGAGGUCCAGGAGCAGGUCAGGAAGUCUAUGUUGACUCUGGGAAAACAGCAGCCAGACCGAGUGUUAGCCAUGUGUCAGGACUACCUCCUGAAACAUCCUAAGUUGGUAGUCAGCCACAGGGUUGUGAUUCUUCAGACUAUAGAGCUAAUUGUUGGCAGCAGAAUAGAGGUGAUCAGUUACCCGAGGAUAAAGAGCAUCAUCUCUCUGGCCUCAGAUGAGAUGACACGAUCAAAGGAAGUUGUCCCUGAUUGGCAGCAGGCGGCCGGUAAUAUCUUGGUUGCUGUGGGUAACAAAUACAUCAAUGACAUCAUGGAGGAGAUACUGAGCAAGUUUCAGCCAGGGGUCCUACCUCACUUCUUUGUGGUCAAGACACUAGCCAACCUGUCUGAUUCCAAUGUUUAUGGCAUGGUUCCUUUCCUGAAUGCUAUUCUGGGCACAAUGUUGCCCAUGCUGAGCAUGGCCAAACAGGACAACAUGAAGUGGGUCUUCUCCUCUGCUCUGUGUCAUUUCAGUGACAGUAUCUUAGAGUACCUGGCCAACCUGGACAAGGCUCCAGAUCCUACAGUGAGGAAAGACACAUUCUCCAGUGAAAUCUAUUCUGCUUUUGACAUCCUCUUCAAUAACUGGUUACAAAGCAGGGAGUCUAAGUUGAGGCUAACAGUAGCUGAGGCAGUGGGCUCGAUGUGCCAUCUGAUGGCCAGUGAUAAACUCGAGGAGCAGAUUCCCAGACUCAUCCCUGCCAUCCUGUCGCUGUACAAGAAGAACAACGAGCACUAUAUUAUUAGCAAGAGUCUGUGCCAAGUGCUGGAUGCUUCUGUCAACAUGGGCAGCAGAGUGCUGGAGACACAACUGGAUAGUCUACUCUUUGCACUGCAUCAACAGGUUUCUGCCCCUGUAGAGUACAGUAACCCUCCUACUGUCAAGAACCACAAUGAGGUCCUUCGCUGCUUCAGCCUGUUAGCCAACUCUUUCCCAGACCGGCUAAUAAUGUUUGUCAUUCAGAAGUUGGAAAACAGCAAUGAGCGGAGCAGGAUGGGCUCCCUGGCUGUGCUACGUCACCUUAUCAACUCCACAAAUUCCACGAUGGAGAGCAAGAAACUGCUGAUUGUGGCCAGCAUCAGACAGCCAAUGGCUGACCACAGCAACAAGGUGAAGAAGCGUGUGAUCCAGGUGAUCAGUGCCAUGGCUCAUCAUGGCUAUCUGGAGUUAGAGGGAGGGGAGUUACUGGUUCGAUUCAUAGUUCAGCACUGUGCCUUACAUGAUACAUAUCAGCGAGGACAGAAGCCCACAGAUCCAGAGGAGGUGACCAACGAGGCACUGAGAGCGAUGUGUGACAACGCUCUUCAUCUCCUCACCACCACCGUCGGGCGACUAGCUGACGUCUUAUGGCCGAAGCUGCUGUACUAUCUGACCCCUCCACAGUACAGCAAUGCCACCACUCCCCUCUGUAAGAGUCUGAUAGUGCUCGGAAACAAAAAGAAAGAAAACAAAGAGCCAAGCUUCAACAUAGACUUUACACAGGAAGUCAAUCUGUCGUCUCCUCAAACACUAAUGAUCAGACUGCUGGUGAACGCAGCAUUCCCAUUCAAUAGCAGAGGUCAUGGAGCUCCAUCUCUGUCUCUCCUACAAAUCCUCAGUUUCAACAUUCACCCCAGUACAGAGAUACUCUGGGAGAAAGAGAUACCUCCUCUGCUGACAAUACUAGAGGAAUCAACAGCAGAGAGCCUCGAUAAGAAGCACUGGGAUGAAAAGCUGCUGAAGCUCUUGUCUAAAACUCUGGCUGCUGUUGAUGAUGACAAAUGGGUGUGUCAGUUGGCAGCUGAAUCAACAAAAUAUCUCUCAACAUAUAACAACGCUUUAGAGGAGAAGAGUUUCCUGUAUCGGUGUAUAGGUAUGACUCUCCAGCAGUGUUACAAUAAGGAAUUGGUUAAAAAACAGCUGCAGGAGAUCCUCCUCACAGCACGACAUAAUGACGCUGUUGAAAGAGAGGGAGUUGCAAUGGGCAUUGGACUGUGUGCCAACAGCCACUUAGAGGGAACUCUGGCCAAGCUGGAUGAGUUUGGCAAAUCUGAUGCUUUCAAGAAGUCACCAAGCAUCUUCAACCUGCUCAAAGAACGUAAUGAUGUUGAGGUUGAGAAGGUGAAAAGCACAUUAAUCCUGUGUUACGGUCAAGUGGCUCUGAAUGCACCUCCAGAGAAGAUCCUGACCCGCAUCGAUCAGGACAUCCUUCGCUGCAUUAGUAAACACUUCAAUACCAAGGUUCUGGGGAUUAAAGUAGAGACUAAGGACUUGACUAUGAAACUGAGUUUGAUUCAGAGUGUUGGGCUCAUUGCCAGAGCCAUCAGUGUAUGUGUGAAGAAACAAGGUUACAUCUUCUCUCGCAAACAGGAGCUCAUAACUGUCAUGCUGGAUUUUAUCAAGGCAGAGCCAGCUGAUGCACUGCGGACUCCAGUACGCCACCUUGUGAUGAGCACUUGUGCCAAUUUAAUGCCUCUGGACCCUGCACUGAGCGAGAAUGAGAGUUUUGACUUGCUGAAGGUGUGUGUGAACAGCGUUUUCUCUCUGCCACCUGAGACACACACUCCAGAGAAAACCAAAGAAGACGAAAUACUGGACCCAGAGCAGAGAAAGGCGUUGUACAAAGACACACUGGCUGCACUGCAGGAGCUGCUGAAGAGUGUACUGGCCCGGGAUCCCACACCUGAUGGCCUGCAAAGUGUCUUCAAGCACAUUGAGUCAUGGUUGAGUUCAGGACAGGACCAUGAGAGAGAGAGAGCUGUAACAGCCACUGCUCACAUACUGGCUUACUACCUGGAUAACCUGACUGUUAAGAACAUAGUGUCCUUCCACAACCUCGGAGCUCUGCUGGGUCGACUGGCUCCACGCUGUUCUGACCCUCAACCUGCUGUACGCACUGCUGCCAUCGACUGUAUAUAUGCUCUGCUUUAUAUACAGCUAAGAUAUGAAGGUUUCGCCUUAGAUUAUAAGGAUGAAGGCGUUGACAGUCUGUUGACCCUCAAAGACAGACUAGAAUAUCCUGACCACUCAGUUCUCUACAAGACCUGCUCUGACCUCACCAAGGUGAUGAGUAAGCGUCUGCCUCAGCAGCAGCUUACAACGUUGGUGUUCAUGUUGUUUGAAGGGCUGGUCGACAGUCAGUCAAACUGCUGCAGAGCUUCAUCUGUCAUCCUGAAUACUCUGCUCAAGAACAGAGGAGCUGGACUACAAGAGAUGGUCCCAGAGAUGCUAGAGGUCCUCCAUGUGCGUCUUCAGAACAUCACAGAGGAGCAGGUGAGAGUGGCAGUGGGACAGACGGUACUAAUCUUGGCCUCUCAGCAUCUACAGACUGUUAUUAAUACACUAGUAAACCAACCACUUCCAUAUGACAGCUGGACCAGUGAGAUGUGGAUGGCUUUGGGAGCAGACCCCAUUGUGGCCAAUCAGAUAAUAGAGAUGGUGAUGGAGAAACUUGUCAUCAUGGCACCCUACGUAGACAGGAAGGAUUCAAUGCUCAGAGGAGGGGCAACAAAGGUGGCCACUAAUCAGCCACUGGCUAUGACGUGUGGCCUCAAAGAGCUGUUAUUAAAUGGCCAAAGUCAGGAGCCGGCAGUCAGUGUGUUUCCUCAGCUCUUCUCCUGUCUCACUGUCAGACUGGGUGCCAGUGUUGGCGUCUCAGCACCAAAAGACAACACUAAACACACUUCCUCCGUUCAUGUAGCUGGGGUAGCAGCUGAUGCGCUGAGAAUCUUGUUGGCACGAGCCCAGUUAGAUGAGGUGACGAAAAGACUGGAUGAGGAUAACGCCUGGGAUUCAAUGAAGGAACCAAAUACACAUGUUACUGGAAUUACACUAUUAGCAAGGGCGAUGGCUAAACAUGCCGGUCCCAGGAUGCCUGCCAUUGUAGAGUGUCUGUGUCCAUCUUUAAACAACAUCUAUGAAUGUCAGAGAAUCACCGUCACUGCUUUCUUCUCUGAGCUCUUAAACCAUCAUGUGGUGACGGAGUUGAUGUUGAUCGACGUGUUAAUGAACAACAUGAUGGAGAGGAUAUCAGACCCUUGCUGCACUGUACGCAUGUUGGCUGUGCGGGGACUUGGCAACAUAGCUGUUGGAUCACCUGAGAAGGUGAAUAAAUAUGCCAAGGAGCUGCUGGCAGCCAUGAGUUCAGGCAUGGAGGAGAAAGACGACCCGGGUAAAUUGAUUACUCUUGAGGCCAUGUCAGGUCUGUCUAAAGUUCUCCUCCAUCUGGACAAGAAGAAUGUCCACUUACUGGUAGUUUAUAUCUUCAUGAAGAUUAAACCUUUCUUGGAGAGUGAGAAUGAUGAGAUCCGCUGUGCUUCCAUCCAUCUAAUGGGCAACCUGUCCAAGUUUGGUUCAGGAGAGCCCGUGUUCAAAGACCAGAUCCACAAUGUUCUGGUCAGCCUGCUGUUGCACCUGGUUGACCCAAACCCCCAGGUGGUGAAGGCGUGUAAGUACGCAAUGCGUGUGUGUGCUCCUGUGGUGGGAUCAGAGCAGAUCACGGCCAUGUUUCAGAACCACCUCCAUGAUGACAAGAGCUUGCACUACGGAGAGUUCAUCAAUGACCUCACCAAGUACCUGAUCCAGGACUUUCCAGGCAUGCUGAACUUCUACCACAUCUCAGUAAUCCAGUUCUUCAAGAGCAACUGGUCUGAGGUUAGAGCAGGAGCCGCCAUGUUUAUAGGGUUUCUGCUGGGGAAUCUUCCAGAGGAGCAUUUCUCCCACCUCAACAUGGGUACCAUCACUAAAGGUUUAGUGAUGCUGCUGCAAGAUCCAGAUCCUGUGGUGAGAGUGAAGGCUGCUGAGGCUAUGGGACAUUUCCAUUGACACAAACAAAGAUCCACAUCCACACACACGAGGGUUUUCUCUGAAUUGUGGUCUGAAAAGUGGUAUGUCGCCACUAAAAAAAACCAUGAAAGACAAGUUUAUAUUUUGGCAAAGAGUUAAAAACUUUCAGAGCUCAGUGUUGUAUAAUGCAGUCAUUAUUACAGUAUUCAAAUGACACAAAAACGCAACCUUUAUUAAAACAAAACGGGGACCAAAGUGUGGAACUGGAAGCCAAACUGUCACAUUUAUGUAACAAAAUCAUACAACUGAUAAAACACAUAUACUAUAUAUACGCAAAUGCACAUAUAUUUAGCCGUUAGCAGCAUUGUUAAGCUUCUUUUGACUAUGGUACUUGAAAGGAAGUGUUCAUUCUUAAAAAAUAAUUUAGUGACCAAAGACUGUGUUGCUUUAUACAGACUGAAGCUGUAUGUAGUGUUUAUCAUAGACACACUGUGUCUGAUUGGUUCUGUCAGUUCAAACAUACCACACAUGAAAGGUUAAAAACACACUUAAGUAAAUGAGUAUGUGUUUAGAAUAUAGUUUAUGUGCUAAUAAUAAUAGUGAUGCACAUUACCGACAGUAGCUAGUAGCUGAAGUGUGUGUGUGGUGUCAUACCAGCAUUUUGUGAAAAUGUUUGUGGAUGUUUUAGUUUCAGAAGAGCUCAAUUUUAGAGAUUGUCUGUGUUCUAAAGACCUCUCUGCCUAGUAUACAUCAGUCAGGACCGAGCUCAGUCAUCAUCCUUUAUGAGAAUCCAUCAAAACAUUUUUAGGUCAGUGUGACUACAAAUAAGAAAAAUGAAUGUAAAGUCUGUAAUAGAAUUAACUGCCAAAAUGCAUCAGAACUACAGAAGACUUAAAUUUGCUUUGUGGUUUUGUGGUUGUUGGUUAAAGUUGUAAUUAAAAGAAAACGGGAAGCUUUCAAUCUCAAAGUCGCGUACAGUAGUCCAGAUCAUCUCACCGGCUUUGUCAAAUCAGCCAGUAAUAACCAGCAAAUAACCAGUUAGCGAUACUUUCACAACCAAUCUCUAACAGCAGGAACAACGCUUAUUAUACCAGUCCUGCCCUUGAAGCUGGAGCUAACAUGAACUGGCUGAAUCAGAGCAGAAAGAAGAAAACUUUAACCAUCUACAGAAGGUCUUUAACAUAUCGGUGCCAAGCUCACCUCCAUUUCUAAACCAUAAUGAAGUUCUUUAUAAAUCAAUGUGGCCACUAUAACUGAAUGAUCACGAUGGUCCCAUUCUGGUGUAACAUGAUCAUCUCUUUAGUGCACCUCCCUCAGCUGCUUUGACCACUGUCAGUUUAGUUUGCUCACACUUUAUGAUUCAGUUUGACAUUAUGUGCCAAAGGGGUGUUCGGCCAUGCUCUGUAUGAACAUUAAUUGUCACAAGAACGUUUCCUGAUGUCCUGUGGCAGCCAUCUUUAUGUACCAUCUAAAUCACAUUUCAGAAUUGGUCAUUUUAAUGUGGACAUUCUUCCCUAUCUAUUCACAUUUUGAAUCGCUGUGAAACUCAUAAUUCUGAGAGUAGUGGACGUUUAUUUGUGGGGUUUUUGUUGUUGUUGUUGUUGUUUCGUUUGACAUCAGUUAAAGUAGGUUAAAACUCAACUGACUCUUGAUCAAAUCAGGAGUCUGAACCAGCCAGUUCCUGCCAGUCAAAACUUUACCGAUCAAUGUUGCUAGAUCAAACAAAGCAGUUGACCAGAUAAUAUAGUUAGUGCCAAAUAUUCAACCAUAACAUAUAUUAUAACAUUACUAUAGAGCUGCUUUUAAUAUUCUCCUCGCUCCCACUUAAUAAAUGCACUUAAUAUUGUUUCCAUUGAUUCUGUUGGUGGACUUUGUACAGAGAUGUUUCGGGUACAGCAGCUUUGGAGGUGUCUUACUUUCAUGUAAAUGUGUAUGCAUGUAUAGUUCUGUUUGGAUGACUGUACAUGUAACUUGACUUUUAUGUCCCAACAUUUAUUCACUCAAACACCAACAAUGAAUGAUAUAAAAUAAUCCGUUAGGUGUCUCCUCAGGAGCAUUUGAAUUAAUUUGGUGACAAAAAUCGAGAAUCGUAUGAAAGCAAUACAAUGUUUGUUCAAACGUUUAUGAUUAUGUGUAUGUUUACCUUCAAUAUUUCUAUUGCACUUUUAAGCUCUGCAAUGCAGUCCCUGCUUUAAGAGCUGAAAGAUAAACCAGGUGCUGAACCUGUGUCGCUCUUUUGCAUCCUCAUUUUAAUUUUCUUAAUGAGACACAAGUCACACACGUUUAUGUGUAUACCCUAAUGUAACGGAAAACAGCUCCUCACUGCAUUCAGUGAGUCACGUUAGCAUUAAGCAGUUCAUUCAAUCUUUGUUGCGAGAGCCAUUGGUUUUAUUUAACAAUGCUAACAGUCCUACAUAGUUAUCUCAGGUGUGACAGUAAGACAAAUCUUUCAUCACAAUAUAACAAGGUCUAGAUGGGAAGAAAAAGAAAUAGCAAAACAAACAUUUAUAGUGUAAUUAUCAAUUAAUUCGAUAUCAAAGGUUGCUCCCGGAUAUGUAUUUAUUUAGAUGUUCUACAAACAGGGACUCAUGGCUUCUGGCACUUUCUAACACUGUGGUUCAGGGUGAACUGUAAAUGUUAAUUAGCAAUGAUCUCUGUUCAUCUGUUGAAUUUCAAAAGCCGUUAUGAACUUUAUAAUGCUGAUAUGAUUUUUUUUUCAUGUCAUCCACCUGUUUUUUAACAUGUUGAAUGUUGUUACAUGUAUGUCGCAGUGUGUAUGACACUCUGAGGUACGGCUAGUUGAAACGGUUCGAUGUGUGAAUGUGUUAAAGACUGAAUGUGUGCAUGUCACUUUUCAUGUUGCUGGACCAGAAGACAGUGUGGAUGAUGAUGGCAAUCAGUGUAUUUAAAAUGAAGAAAUAAAGAGAUACAUGAAAACAGA
Molecule: messenger RNA, 8022 nt
Organism: Scomber scombrus (Atlantic mackerel)
Lineage: Eukaryota; Metazoa; Chordata; Actinopteri; Scombriformes; Scombridae
Gene: mroh1
Product: maestro heat-like repeat family member 1
Exons: 45
Coding region: 213-5120 (1635 amino acids)
Cellular component (GO): cytoplasm
Source: RefSeq, a predicted model, not a curated record